AUGAGUCUUUUGAGUCGACAAUCCUCGCAUUCCGAUGAGGAUCUCAAGGAUGCGGUCGAGCAUGUCGAGACAUCACCCUUUGACGAACUCGACACUAUCGAGACGACCCGGUGCAGCAAGUAUGCCUGGCUUGUCUCACUCACUGCCGCUGUCGGCGGCUUCCUCUUCGGAUAUGACACAGGUAUUAUCUCGGCCAUCCUGGUAUAUCUGGGAGAUGAUCUAGGAAAGACGCUGAAUGGCAGCGAAAAGGAGCUCGUCACCUCCAUCACCUCGGGCGGUGCCUUUAUCGGCGCAGUGGUAGCUGGCCUAUGUGCUGAUCGCUACGGACGAAAGAUGGGAAUCUACACCGGAUGCAUUCUAUUCAUCGUUGGCGCCAUCAUCCAAGCAGCUUCAUACUCCAUCGCCCAGAUGACAGUGGGCCGAGCCGUCGUGGGACUGGGCGUUGGGUCCGCCGCCAUGAUUGUUCCGCUCUACAUAGCCGAAGUAGCACCAGCCAAAUACCGCGGCCGAAUGAUCAGUCUCGACAACCUCUCCAUCACAACCGGACAGCUCGUCAGCUACGGCAUCGGCGCCGCCUUCGCCAGCGUUUUCGAAGGAUGGCGCUACAUGGCCGGUAUAGGGGUAGUCCCCGCCAUAGUCCUCUGCUGCCUUCUACCCUUCUGCCCCGAGUCCCCGCGCCAACUAAUCUACCACCACAAACGCGACGAAGCGGCCAAAGUAAUCGCCAAGAUCUUCCCUGACGGCACACAGCUCCAAGUCCAGCAGAAAGUGCAGCACAUCUCGAUCCACGUCGAGACGCACCGCAACGCAGACAAAACGCUCUGGUGGCAGAUCAAGCAGCUCUAUGUCGUGCCCUCGAAUUUCCGCGUCAUGUUCGCUGCUUGUGGUCUGAUGGCUGUUUCGCAAUUAGGUGGAUUCAAUUCCAUUCUCUAUUAUUCAGGCACGAUAUUCGCGGCUGUUGGAUUCGACAAGCCCAUCGCCGUGGGGACGAUCAUCGCUGCCACAAAUUGGGUCUUUACAUGGAUCAAUUUACUCCUUGUUGACCGCGUCGGCCGACGACAGAUCCUCAUGAACUCAUUAUGGGUGAUGGCCGCCGCAAUGGCAUGCGCGGCAAUCUGCUUCCACUGGGUCCCCAUAAGCCCGGAACUCGAAAUCACCAGCACCCAAACCGGCUGGGCCGCAGACGUUGUCUUGGUGUGCAUGGUAGUUUUCGUGGCAUUCUACUCCAUCGGCGCUGGAAACAUCGCAUGGAUGUCAUCAGAAUUCUACCCCAUCGAAGUCCGCGCCGUGGGAACCAUGCUCCUAACCAUGAGCUGCUGGGGGUCCAACGUCAUCGUAUCCUCGACCUUCCUAACUCAAAUGGAAAAUAUCACGCCCUCGGGCGCAUUCGGCUUCUACGCAGCCAUCUCAUUCUUCGGCUGGAUUGGCAUUUACUUCUGCUACCCAGAAGUCAAGGGGAUGACGCUGGAGGAUAUCCGCGAGGUCUUUCAGCAUGGCUUUGGAGUUAGCUUCGCGCGGGAAAAGCAGAAGGAACUAAAGCGCGUCGCGCAGAAUCGGAACCCCCACACCGGCGAGGACAAUUCCGAGCAAGCUUGA
Penicillium argentinense is the source of this 1596-nucleotide messenger RNA. RefSeq lists its product as uncharacterized. Gene Ontology annotation, molecular function: myo-inositol:proton symporter activity. The coding region runs from base 1 to 1596 and encodes 531 amino acids. The record is from RefSeq and is a predicted model, not a curated record. NCBI's taxonomy places the organism in Eukaryota, Fungi, Ascomycota, Eurotiomycetes, Eurotiales, Aspergillaceae. Gene Ontology annotation, cellular component: membrane. Gene Ontology annotation, biological process: transmembrane transport. The transcript has 2 exons.